UUGGCUGCCCUGGUCAAAAGGCAGGUUAUUCAUCAACCGCUACCAGCAGUUUCCCUCCGCUCAGCCUACGCUCUUGGCGUAGAGGUGUGCCUUGAUCGACGUCCUGUCCGAGUGUUUGCCUUUUAUAGGCCGCCGGGUGGCCGCCUGGAGGAGAGCGACAUCCACGCACUCCUAGACCAGGCAACCCCCACCAUCAUCGCAGGCGACUUUAAUUGCAAGCACACGGCAUGGAACUCGACACACGACGACGCCAACGGGCAAAAGCUUCUAAACGACGCGGAGAGGGAAGGGUAUGCAGUAAUGGGCCCAGAGGUCCCAACGCACUACCCCUACCAACAUACCGCCGCGCCUGACGUCAUCGACCUCACUUUAGUGCAGGGCCUGAACACAGACCCAUCGAUCGACGUACUAGAUGACCACGUGAUGUCGGAUCACCAACCGGUCCUGGUCACUAUCGAUCUGGCGCCGAUCCGUAGGGAAAUCCCGCCCCCGCGUCACAGACAGGACUGGCACAUCUUCGCAGACCACCUGUCGAAGAACUUGCGGUCGUUUCGAGUGGACAGCCCCGACGAUGUGGACCGCCUUGCCCUCGAGCUCACCGAGUCUAUCACCCGGGCACUCGAGGCCUCGCGGCUAAGCACCACAUCGCACCGGAAACGACCGCAGUUGCCUGCCGGGAUACGUGACAUGAUAGAGGACAAAAGGAGGCUGCGUAGAUUAUACCAGCGCACCCGAUGCCCGACCAUCAAGUCCCAGCUCAAUGCUCUGGCGGAGAGAGUCUCAGCGGUGUUGGAGGACCACGCUGUAGACUCCUGGUACAAGACCAUCGAGCGAGCUGGAGAGGACUGGUCGGGUAUCCACCGCCUAUGCCACCAAGUCUCCAGGAAGUCAGAACCGAUCCGGCCCCUGCUAGCGAGUGACGGCACCCCGCGUUACCGCGCAGCGGACCGAGCCGAGAUCUUCGCUGACUACCUGGAGACACAGUUCCAGCCUAAUCCAACCAAGGACACCCUACACGCAGAAGAAGUUGAACGGAGAGUAGACGAGUACCUCGGGCAAGCGAUAGCCCCCACGGAAGACCCCAUUGCUGAUGGCAGCCUACCUGAGAUAACUCUCAGGACGACGCCUCGCCGCGGCAAUCAUCACCAAACGAGACACCAGGGCUGCAAACGCCCACCACAACGACCCGCCUGUUUUUACAGGCGGAGUGGAGGCCAGCUUAGGGGGCCGUUGCCCCGACAAGCUCACCUCGACCCUCCCUACAGGGGGGCCUGA
Danaus chrysippus (African queen) is the source of this 1275-nucleotide messenger RNA. The record is from the annotation of a GenBank genome assembly. Lineage: Eukaryota; Metazoa; Arthropoda; Insecta; Lepidoptera; Nymphalidae.